Antechinus flavipes (yellow-footed antechinus) is the source of this 2238-nucleotide messenger RNA. RefSeq lists its product as uncharacterized. Gene Ontology annotation, molecular function: calcium:proton antiporter activity. The transcript has 19 exons. The record is from RefSeq and is a predicted model, not a curated record. NCBI's taxonomy places the organism in Eukaryota, Metazoa, Chordata, Mammalia, Dasyuromorphia, Dasyuridae. The coding region runs from base 1 to 2028 and encodes 675 amino acids. Gene Ontology annotation, biological process: calcium ion transmembrane transport; intracellular calcium ion homeostasis. Gene Ontology annotation, cellular component: endomembrane system; membrane.
AUGCCCAUACAGCCGUCCACACCUGGCUGCCUCCAUCACCCAUUGGACCAGAGCCGGGCGUCGGUCAGCCGCCUGGUCAAAACGAGUACCCUGGCAGAGCAUAGGGUAGAGGCCGACUCGUUAUCCGGUAACUACAAGUUUGGUUUCAAGAAGUGGAAGAGCCACGUGACUGCUGAGCCCUGGUCAGACCUCUCCGAGAUCGUCACCAGGCCCCCUGGCUCCACCGUGAUCUGGGGGAAUGUCUUCUACGUGCUGCUCUUUGGCUGGUGGCUCUCCCUGGUCUACCUCCUCCUGUCUGGGCUGAUGUUCCUCACCAUCCUGGCCACUCCUUAUGGGAAACUAUGCUGGCAACUCGCUGGAUACUUGCUCUGGCCAUUUGAUAAAGUGAUCCAGAAGGAACAUUUUUCCCUUAGGUUGUGCAAGGAUGCUAGUGACUGUGACUUCUUCUCUGAACCAGAGACCACCCCACUUCUCAGCCACCUUGAUGGGCCACUCAGGACUCAGAAAGCAUACUCAAACCACCCAAAAUACAGUCAUUGGUACCGAGUCAGCACUUACAUCUGGCUUUUCCUGGGCUACCCUGUGCUGGUGGUCAUCCACAGCCUCAUCUGCUGCUUUUCCUGGUUCCUAGUGUUCAUUAUUCCAAUUGCCAAGAUGAAUGCCAGAAUGGUAGCCAGAAUCCUCCUGGAAGACCCAGAGCAGGUGCAUGUGCAGGCAAUAAAGCCAGAGACACCCAGGGACGCUGCCACGCUCCUGCGCUGCCGCCGUGCAGCUAGCUCCUGUUACUACAAGCACACCUUGGCCGGCGUGCACAUCUUUGCCCUCAACCUCCUGCCGCUGGUACUCGUGACCCUGAUCUUGGGCUACGUGGACAGCCAGAACCAGUACACGAGCUCUCUGGCCAAGUUCAGCCUCUCCCUCCUCUCCAUCAUGCUGCUCUCUUACUUCACCGGAACAGCUAUCGCCAGCAUUUCGGCUCAGAGCUCUUUUGCCGUGGGCGCUGUGGUGAAUGCCACAUUUGGCUCCAUCAUCGAACUGACGCUUUAUAUCACUGCCCUGAUGAAGGGGGCCCAGGAGGGGAACAGAUGCUAUGAGGAGGUGGUGAAGUCUGCUCUGACGGGGACCGUGCUGGGCUGCAUCCUUCUGGUCCCGGGUCUCUGCAUGGUGAUUGGGGGAAUGCACCACCCUGAACAGAAGCUUAACCACCAGUCAGCAGGGGUCAGCUCUGCCCUGCUCUUCCUCUCUGUGGGAGGUGUGUUUGCCCCCACACUUUUCUCCAAGGUUUAUGGGAGACUGAUCUGCAGGGAGUGCCAGAAUAUUACCCAGGACCCCUCGGGGAGCUAUCUGUGCCACAGCUGCCGGCCUGACUUGAUGGAGAACAAUGGAACUCUCUACUACAAUCAUGUCCAGCCGUUGGUGUACACGGUGUGCCUCCUGCUCCCCGCCACCUACCUCGUGGGCCUCCUCUUCAUCCUGAAGACCCGCUCUCCUAGCUACGUCCUCCACAGCAACCGUGGCCCCUGGCCCGGGCCCCAUCGCGGCGCUGUGGUUGCCUGGCCACGGUGGCGCACGCUGCUCUUGCUGCUGCUGUCCACCUUCUGCAUGUCUGCCUGUGCUGACCUGGCCACAGAGCACAUCAGUCCCAUUCUGAAGAGCUCCACCGUGUCCCAGUAUUUUAUAGGAGUGACUGUGCUCGCCAUGGUGCCUGAAUUGCCAGAGAUUGUCAAUGGGAUUCAGUUUGCCUUGCAGAAUCACCUGAGUCUCAGCAUUGAGAUCGGCAGCUGCAUUGCAGUACAAGUCUGUAUGCUGCAGAUACCCAUCCUGGUGCUGUUUUCCAUCUUCUAUCCAACAGGAUUCAUGCUGUUCUUCAGUGACCUCCAUGUCUAUGCCAGCAUGUUCAGUGUCAUUCUUAUGAAUUAUAUCUUCAUGGAUGGCAAGUGUGACUAUUUUCGAGGUACUGUGCUGGUAAUGGUCUACUUCCUCCUCCUCGCUGUCUAUUUCUUUGCUCCUUCCCCUGCUGGCUGCUGACAGAUGCAUUCUACUUGAUUUAACAUUUGGCUGCAUUAGAGAUCCAUGGGAUACUUUCCUUUGAGAUGGAAAGGCUCAUCCAGGUUACCUGCAGAACUACGCUGGGAAGCCAGUAGAAGUCAAUCCAAAUCUAUCUCCAAUCUUACACCUCUCCUCUCUUGUUUUUACAUUAUGGGAACUGUUAAUGAACUAAAACUUUGUACUAUAAAA